Molecule: messenger RNA, 243 nt
Organism: Penicillium samsonianum
Lineage: Eukaryota; Fungi; Ascomycota; Eurotiomycetes; Eurotiales; Aspergillaceae
Exons: 1
Coding region: 1-243 (80 amino acids)
Source: RefSeq, a predicted model, not a curated record
AUGGUUGGGACGGCCGCUAGUUCUGGCUUCCGGAAGGCGAAUCCCGAUUACGAACGGCAGCUCACGGACGCUCAUUCGCGUCAGUCAUCGCGGAUUAAACAGGGGUGUAUGGUUAGGGUCAUGGGUGAUAGUACUGUCAAUCAGCCCACGGCCAUUUUGUUAUUUGGAACUGACGAUCACACCAUGCUUGGUAUCUACGCAUUGGUCCUGGUGACUCAGGGGAUCCACGGUGAUAUGAAGUAA